Malus domestica (apple) is the source of this 2721-nucleotide messenger RNA. RefSeq names its product linoleate 13S-lipoxygenase 3-1, chloroplastic-like. Gene Ontology annotation, molecular function: oxidoreductase activity, acting on single donors with incorporation of molecular oxygen, incorporation of two atoms of oxygen; protein binding; metal ion binding. The record is from RefSeq and is marked provisional. Lineage: Eukaryota; Viridiplantae; Streptophyta; Magnoliopsida; Rosales; Rosaceae. Gene Ontology annotation, biological process: lipid oxidation.
AUGGCACUGGCUAAACAAAUCAUUGGUAGUUCUCUGAUUGAAAAGUCUGAGUUUUUUUCAUCAUCUUCUAAGUUGUUUUUGGCCAGACCAAGUUUGGUUCCUUCACAGAGAAGGCUGGUCCAUUUGAGGAGGGCACAGAGGGGUCCUGUGGCAGCCAUCAGUGAAGAUUUGGUGAAGAUUGUGCCUGUUUUUUCUGCUGAGAAGCCUGCGAAGUUGAAGGUGAGAGCUGUUGUGACUGUGAGGAAUAAGAUCAAGGAGGAUUUUAAAGAGGCCAUUUCCAAACACUUGGAUUCCCUCACUGACAAAAUUGGCAGAAAUGUUGUUUUGGAGCUUGUCAGUACAGAAUUAGACCCAAGAACAAAGGCUCCCAAGAAAAGCAGUGAAGGAGUGCUAAAAGAUUGGUCUAAAAAAUCCAAUCUAAAAGCGGAGAGGGUAAAUUAUACAGCUGAGUUUACUGUGGACUCAAGUUUUGGCGUCCCAGGAGCAAUUACAGUUACAAACAAGCACCAGAACGAGUUCUUUUUGGAGACCAUAACCCUUGAAGGUUUUGCCUGCGGUCCCCUGCAUUUUCCUGUAAAUUCCUGGAUGCAAUCUAAGAAAGAUCACCCGGAGAAAAGAAUAGUCUUCUGCAACAAGCCAUAUUUACCAGACCAGACUCCUGAUGGGCUUAAGGAACUGAGACAGAGGGAGUUGAAGAAUCUGAGGGGUGAUGGCACUGGAGUUAGAAAAUUAUCAGAUAGGAUCUAUGACUAUGCUUUGUAUAAUGAUUUGGGAAACCCUGAUAAGGGAAUCGACCUUGCUAGGCCUACACUUGGCGGUAAUAAAAUUCCCUACCCUAGAAGAUGUCGAACCGGUCGCCCCCCAACUGAUACUGAUAUGCUAGCGGAGAGUAGGGUUGAGAAGCCACUACCAAUGUAUGUACCAAGAGAUGAACAAUUUGAGGAGUCGAAAAUGGACACAUUUUUAUUUGGGAGGCUCAAGGGUGUCCUUCACAACUUGGUCCCUUCCCUAAUGUCCAGCUUCAAAGCUGACAAAGACUUCCGGGGAUUCGCUGACAUCGACAGCCUCUACAGUGAGGGCGUCCUCCUCAAAUUGGGUUUGCAGGAUGAAUUUUUAAAGAAGCUUCCAUUGCCAAGUAUGGUCAGUAAAUUCCAGGACUAUAACCAGGGCGUUCUCAAAUAUGACACCCCCAAGAUUCUAAGCAAGGACAAAUUGUGUUGGUUGCGAGAUGACGAAUUUGCCCGCCAAGCAGUGGCAGGGGUUAAUCCACUGAGCAUUGAGAGGCUUAAGGUUUUCCCACCAGAAAGCAAACUUGAUCCUGAGGUUUAUGGGCCAUUAGAGUCUGCUCUCAAAGAAGAACACAUCACACCCUAUCUCUAUGGCAUGACUGUACAUCAGGCGUUGGAUGAGAACAAGUUGUACAUGGUGGAUUACCAUGACGUCUAUCUUCCAUUUCUUGAUCGGAUUAAUGCUCUAGAUGGGAGAAAAGCCUACGCAACUCGUACCCUUUAUUUCUUGACACCAACUGGAGUUCUCAAGCCCAUCGCUAUCGAGCUUACCCUCCCCAAUACAGGACCAAGUUCAAGAUCAAAGCGUGUUUUGACACCUGCUGUUGACGCCACCACCAACUGGAUGUGGCAGCUUGCUAAGGCACAUGUCUGCGCCAAUGACGCUGGCGUCCACCAACUUGUACACCAUUGGCUUCGUACCCAUGCUACCCUAGAGCCGUUUAUCUUGGCAGCACAUAGACAGUUAAGCGCAAUGCACCCGAUUUACAAGCUUUUGGAUCCGCACAUGAGAUACACUCUUGAGAUCAAUAAACUGGCUCGCCAGAUCUUGAUCAACGCUGAUGGUGUCAUCGAGUCAUGCUUCACUCCAGGCCGCUAUGCCAUGGAAAUCAGUUCUUCAGCAUACCAAACCUGGCGCUUUGACACCCAAAGCCUUCCUGCAGAUCUUGUACAAAGGGGUAUGGCAGUGCCUGAUCCAACACAAGCCCACGGUGUGAGACUUGUAAUGGAAGAUUACCCAUAUGGCAGUGAUGGAUUACUCAUCUGGGGUGCAAUUGAGAACUGGGUUCGAACCUACGUGCACCAUUACUACCCCGACUCAAGCCUAAUCCGAAACGACAGAGAGCUGCAAGACUGGUACUCGGAGUCCGUCAAUGUAGGUCAUGCUGAUCUCCGCCAUGAAAACUGGUGGCCGUCACUGUCCACAGCAGAUGACCUAGUCUCAAUCCUCAGCACAUUAAUCUGGCUAGCAUCAGCUCAACAUGCUGCACUCAAUUUUGCACAGUACCCCUAUGGAGGAUAUGUCCCCAACAGGCCACCCCUGAUGAGAAGAAUGAUCCCGGAGGAGAAUGACCCCGAAUACGCAAAUUUCAUCUCAGACCCACAAAAGUUCUUCCUCUCAGCUUUGCCAAGCGUCCUGCAAGCCAUAAAAUACAUGGCUGUGGUGGACAUAUUAUCAACACAUUCACCGGACGAGGAGUACCUCGGGGAGAGGCAGCAACCUUCUACUUGGUCAGGGGAUGCGGAUGUGGUGGAGGCAUUUCACAAGUUUUCUGCGGAGAUUAGGGAAAUUGAGAAGGAGAUUGACAGGAGGAAUAGUGAUCCAAGUCUUAAGCAUAGAUGUGGAGCAGGAGUUUUGCCUUAUGAGUUGCUUGUACCAAGUUCCGAGCCUGGGAUUACAUGUCGUGGUGUGCCGAAUAGUAUUUCGAUAUGA